Molecule: messenger RNA, 1639 nt
Organism: Fusarium odoratissimum NRRL 54006
Lineage: Eukaryota; Fungi; Ascomycota; Sordariomycetes; Hypocreales; Nectriaceae
Exons: 1
Coding region: 134-760 (208 amino acids)
Cellular component (GO): post-mRNA release spliceosomal complex; U2-type spliceosomal complex
Source: RefSeq, a predicted model, not a curated record
UGUCCAUCUUGAAUUCCCACCUAUUUCGCACCCCCGCCAACCUCGAAUCUCCAUAACAUAAAUAUCAUUUCAGGUUCACUCCGGUUUCACACUCUUUAAGCGCCCGUAUACCGUUUCAAGACAACCUGACACCAUGUCUUCAUCACACGCCAGCCUCAGCGCUGCCUCAGACGACCGAAAAGCUAGGCUCGCGAAGCUCAAGAACCUCAAGCGCAAGCAACCUGGAGACGAAAUUGUUGCACCAGAAUCAGAAAGAGCCCAAUCCCCUCCCGUAGAGCCAGAUGUCUCACGACUCCAUGUCUCUGGCCGCAACUACGACCCUGAAACCAGAGGUCCUAAGCUUGGCUUUGAGCAGGACCCAACCCUCAAUCUUGACAAGCCAACGCUCGAAGAACAAGCUGCCGAAGUGGAAGCAGAGGUCAAGCAAAAGGCGGCAGAAGAAGCCCAAGACGAUCAAGGUGUCGAUUUAUUCAAGCUACAGCCGAAGAAGCCGAACUGGGAUUUGAAAAGGGAACUUGAUAGGAAAAUGGAGGUUCUCAACGUUCGAACCGACAACGCCAUUGCGCGCUUAGUCCGUGAUCGUAUCACGGGUGCACAAAAGGCUGCGGCAAAGAGAGACGCGGUUGAGGACGCUCAAGGCACUGGAGAAGCAACUGGCAUGGAUGGUGUGGCAUUGGUAGAAGGCUUGAGGGUCAGGGAAAAGGAGGAGGAGGAGGAAGAGCGUCGCGAACGGGAAGAAGAUGCUGCGCUAGGUGUAUAAAAAAGCAACAUCUAGCCUUUAGACGUCGAGGUUUUGCCUCGCCGUCCUGUUUAUUACAUCUUAGGGGUCUGGCGCAUUGUGCGAUGACGGUUACACUAUAUCUACAUUAUACCCAACAAUUCAUUGUCUUCCACCCUUCAUAGCUUGCGUCAUAGCCAAUCGUUGACUGAAAGGACUCAAGCUUCGUUCUCGUGCUUGAUCCCCAGGACCCGGCCCUCCGUGUCCAUGUCUUCUGUCAUCAAACCUUCCACGAGGUGGCAGUCUCUCACGGUCAUGUCUAGUACUGGAUCGAUCUGGCCUCUCAUCACGUCUGCCUCUCGGUUGGGGCGACCUUGGGCUCCCAGAACGUUGACGACGAAGGCUAUGUGGACUCCGAGACUUCGAUGGGUAUUCCCUAGGAUGCGUCGCUGGCGCGCUCCCCUUGACAGAAGGUAAAGGGUCCCGGGACCUGUACUGGUCGCGACGGUCAGAAUCUUCAGGAGAGGGGCUGCUACCAGAGUCGGAACGCCUGUACCGAGCUUCCACACGAGGGCUUCGGCUACGAUUCAGGCUAGGACUGCGGCUGCGACUGCGGCUGUCAUCUUGCCUGCCACGCUGUGAGUUGUCUAAAUAGGGACUUCGACUUCGUGGCGACUGAGCAGGGGAUCUGGCCCUGUCUUUACCAGGUGAUGGUGAUCGCGGAGCGGUAGUGGAGAUGGUAGAAACUGAAUGAGAAGACACUGAUCUAUGACGCUUUAUGUUUGGCUCAAUCAGCCCAUCGUCUCUCUGUUCUCGCUCGCGCUCGCGGGCGCGUUCGGCUUCCAAUUUAGCCAGCUCUUCAUCCGCCACACCUUUCCUGUAGGGCUGUUAGUAAAUAAACAGACCUUUGCUGCCUUUAAC